This is a messenger RNA of Passer domesticus (house sparrow), 2201 nucleotides long. It is a transcript of the gene C3H1orf115, whose product is annotated as chromosome 3 C1orf115 homolog. Bases 387 to 794 code for a protein of 135 amino acids. NCBI's taxonomy places the organism in Eukaryota, Metazoa, Chordata, Aves, Passeriformes, Passeridae. The record is from RefSeq and is a predicted model, not a curated record. The transcript is spliced from 2 exons.
GCCGUGGGCCGGGGCAGUGCGUGCGGUGCCACGGAAGGAUCUUCCGAGGGUCUCGCCGGCCCUCGCGGCGCCGAGGCCGAAGCAGCCCGGGCGCGAUACGGGGCUGUGCCGCCCCGUCAGCGUUCACCUGCCCCCGCUGAGUUGACAGGCUCCAAUCCCGGGCUCCCGCAGCAGCUCCCGACUUGCCGCACCAGAGCGGCGGCAGGGCCAGGGUCCUCAGCCGGGGGCACCGUUAGCCCUCGCCCGCCUGUCCCUGGCCGGGGCGCCUCUUCCCGCGGCCGUCCCGCCCCGGGGAGGGGGCAGCGGCCGCCUCCGGCCACACCUGUGGCGCAGCGGCAGAGGAAGCGCCCGGGGUCGGCGCAGACGGGUCGGCGCCCUAAGGCACCAUGACGGUGGGUGCGCGGCUGGGCGCCAAGGUGCGGGGCAGGUUCUCCCGCCGCGGGGCCGGCGACGACCAGGUCUCCAUCCUGCCCGGCGAGGAGGAGGCGGCGGCGGCGGCGGGGGACGGGCGCGGCGCGGGGGCCCCGCGGCCGGCGGCGCUGCAGGAGGAGGGGGAGGGAGCUGGGUGCAGGAAGGUUCGCUUCGCCGUCCUGCCCGGCUCCUACGAGCCGCUGCGCCCGCCGCGGGCUCCCGGCAAGAGGCCCUACGGGAAGCGCCUGAAGAAGUACGGAAAGAAUGUUGGGAAGGUUCUGCAGAAAGGUUGUCACUACUUGGUGGUCGGCCUGCAAGGAUUAGCAGCAGCCUAUUCUGCUCCCUUUGGAGUGUCAGCACAUGUGGCAUCCUUCGUCCGCUAGCGCCGCUCCCUGUGCCCCACGGAAGAGGACAUGAGGCCUUUGCUGCUUUCUCAGGAUUAAAUUUGAGACCUGGAUCUGAAAAACCUCUUGGACCAACAGCCCUGAGCCCCUGCACCAGGCCCUUUCCAAGACUGAGAGCUCUUCUCUGAAAAAAAUUCCGGUGCUCUGUAAAAUCAGAUUGGGUCAAAAAAAUGUAAGGAUGAGAAAAUAAUCUUUGAAUAAUUGAACUUAAGUUUGUUUUCAGGAAUGAGUUGGUUUUCCAGAGCUUCCUGCUGUGUGGAAGGGAGCCAAGGAUGGAUGGAAAAGCAAGUAGAUGAGGGAGAGAGAAAUGAAGGAAAACAGAGGAUGGCAGAGCAGCUGGAGAGGUGGAGAUGAGUUUGGGUAGUGAGAGGAAUUGUCAAAGCAGUGGAGGAAACAGAUAAUAGAGGAUUAGGAAAAGAUAGUCUUGGUUUUCUGAGAUUCUGAGUUCGUUGUGUUUUUUUAUCUGAGAGGGUUAAGAUUAUGAGUGUACUUAAAAAUGUACUUGGACAUAAAUGGAAUGUGGCCUGAGACACGGAGAGCUUUGCUGCUUCAUGGUUGUUAAUUUCAAACCCUGGACAUAAUGAGCCUUUAAAUAAUCAUGAGAAAGAUGUAAAAAUACAGAAAGAAAAUGAGGGGUGUGUUUGUGAUUUUGCAGCAUUAAAGGCUCACUGUGAGAUUAACAUUUUAAAUUCUUCCUCUGCUACUAUGAAAUCUGCAUAUAUUUGUUUACUGGGAAUGGAAUUUAUAUGUGAUGUACUUGAUUCUGGAAGCUGGGGCAUUUUACACCUAAUUCUGUGGUGUUCACCAGGGGAAAAACAAUUGAUUGCCAGCUGCAUCUGAGAAAAAAAAAAAUACAUACAGGCUUUGGUAUAAGAAUGUACAGAUGUGAUGUAUGAGAAUGGGGCCAAAUAACCUGCCAGCUCUAUCAUAAUUUCUGAACCUGGAAGCUGUAAGCAGAUGAUGUCAAUAUCAGAUGGCUCAGCUCAAUGCUGCAGAUGCAGCAGCUUCCAUGUCACACCUCCAGGGACAUAAGUCGUAUGUUGAUGACACAGGAAGAAGGUGGUUUAUGGGCCUUAAAAUUUUUGUGGGUUUUGUUUGUUUCUAUCAGUCUUUUGUGGUAGUCGUAAAUUACUUCCCUGCUAGUACUUUCUCUGUAUUAUAUAUCUUUCUAGUUUUGAUGGUGUUUUUGUAAUCAAGGAGUUGACUUAACUGGAAAAAAAAUGCUGUUCACUUGCUUUCUUUGCCUUUUCAGAACAAAGGAGUUAGUAUGUCUUGGCAAACCACACUGUAUUUCUUUUAAAUGUAGCAAAUUAAUCAGAUGAGAGGGGUGGGGCGGGGUGUUAUGCUCUUUUCUAACUGGACUGUAAAUAAAUGCCACAAGAUCCA